AUGAUACAUGCAAUUCAACCAAGUACUGCUAUAAUGGCCUUAGCAAUAGCUGCAGAUGCAGAUGCAGUUCACACCAAAGAGUUAGAAGUUGACACACCAGAAAUGAAAUUUGAGAAGGUUGGGAAGUAUAUCUGGUGGAAUGUUGCAGUGGAAAAGGAGAGGUGGAGCAUUGGGGAGGGUGGGUUUGUCCCUGGACAGGAACAUUGUGUGGGAGAAGGCACAAAGAUGGUGUCACAGUGUCCAAGUGGAGGUCACUGUCAGAAGGACACAGUGCCACCUCUUCCUUCAUCGCCAUUGCAGUCUUUGGUCCACUCAUUUAUUGCUCCUGCAAAAUUUUAG
Molecule: messenger RNA, 339 nt
Organism: Sphenostylis stenocarpa
Lineage: Eukaryota; Viridiplantae; Streptophyta; Magnoliopsida; Fabales; Fabaceae
Source: the annotation of a GenBank genome assembly